Messenger RNA from Raphanus sativus (radish), 730 nucleotides. RefSeq lists its product as uncharacterized. The coding region runs from base 71 to 514 and encodes 147 amino acids. The record is from RefSeq and is a predicted model, not a curated record. Lineage: Eukaryota; Viridiplantae; Streptophyta; Magnoliopsida; Brassicales; Brassicaceae. The transcript has 3 exons. Gene Ontology annotation, cellular component: chloroplast.
AAUAGUUUGUGGCCAUUCAUCAUCAUUUCAGACUCUCUCUCUCUGCAUUCUUCAGCUCACAGAGAGAAAGAUGGCGAGUUCCAUUUCUUCGAUCUCAACAAGUUUUAGUUUCAUCCCCAACAACAAAGGUAGUCACAAACCAAACCCAUGGCUCUAUCAACCAUCGCUAAGCUCGAACAGUCUCAUAUUCUAUUCAAAGCAUCAUCCUCAUCGUCGUCCACUAUCUUCGUCCCAGAUUCCCGUCGUAGAAACUGAUGAGGACGACGACAAAGAAGGCCUUACUUUCAGUGGUUGCAGAGGAUGCGGAAAAGAGGUGAAAGAGAAUGGUUGCAACGGCGACGGCCGGAUUCAAGGAGGCAUUGCCACUGUCCCUGGCUUCGGUUGGUGGCCCAUUAAGGCUUACCGGCCUUGUCCAGGCUUUGUCGAGGCCGGAGGUAGAUACCGCCGCAUAGGGCAGAGCAUGGAUGAGGUUGCCUUUGGUCGUGGUGACUCUAAAUCCUCCACCGAUUCCUAGCUAAGUCUAAGCCCCAAAAAUUUUGAGUUAAAAGUCGCAGCAAGUUCAACAAGUGAAAUAGUCAAAAAUUAAGUGCAAACCAAGAAAAAGACCUUUUACUUUUCUCAUUUGUGUAAUCCAAGAAAGACUUUUCAAUUCAAAGACUUCCCUACACCUAGAAAUGUUGAUGAUUUGUGGAUUGCGUUAUAUUAUGUAAAGCUAAAAGAUCCAAGCCCA